CGAGAGAGGAUAAGAAAGUUUCAUAAACGUGAAACUUCCUCUCUUUUUUCCACUCUGCCUCUCGAAACCACAAAUCAAUAGCAAAUUGAAAUACAAUACAAAAAAUGGCACAAUCACUAGCCGUACCUGUACUACCUUCAUUUUCCCUCAUCUGCAACACUACCUCUUCAAAACGCACCUCCAGCUCCUUUUCUUUGCCCGCCUCAUCAGUUCCCCCAAAGAUUGGUGGGUUGAGUAUAAGGUGUGCUCGCGUGGGAGGAGUGGAGAUACCAAACAGCAAAAGGGUGGAGUUUUCUUUGCAGUAUAUUCAUGGGAUUGGGCGUACAACAGCUAAGCAGAUACUGGUUGACCUUGGAAUGGACAACAAAUUCACAAAGGACUUGUCUGAAGAAGAACUCACCUCUCUCCGUGAAGAAGUCUCCAAGUACAUGAUUGAAGGAGAUCUUAGGAGGUCUACUGCACUUGCAAUUAGGAGGCUAAAGGAGAUCCAAUGUUACCGAGGUGUGAGGCAUAUUCAGGGAUUGCCCUGUAGAGGGCAACGUACAAAGAACAACUGCCGGACCCUGAAGGGCAAGAAGGUUACUGUUGCUGGAAAGAAGAAGGCACCUCGCUAAAUUGCGAGGAUUUGAUUUGGCCAUUCCAAGUUGUCUAGCGACCAAUGCUGUUCCAACAAUCCUUCAGGCUGUGCCAGAUUCUUUAUGCCUUUAAUUGGUGUCAUUGUAGAGGUAUUCACUCCGAUAGAUUAGCAUCCUAGUCCAUUUAGCUACUUGAAAGUUAGUAGAAGGGAUUUUUUUGAGGGGGCAAGAACGCUGUUGUUUAAUUGCAUUUAGUACUUUUAAGCCACUUGCGUUGCAACUCUGAAUUUGCUUUGGCUCAGCCAACAGCACCAAAUGCUCAUAAUACAAACUUCAGUUAGAGACUAUCAAGUGGCCUACUUUCUGUGUCCGCCACAAAUUGGGCAUUUCCAUAUCCAAAAAUGAGUUUGUAUUAUUGGA
Molecule: messenger RNA, 995 nt
Organism: Coffea eugenioides
Lineage: Eukaryota; Viridiplantae; Streptophyta; Magnoliopsida; Gentianales; Rubiaceae
Product: 30S ribosomal protein S13, chloroplastic-like
Exons: 4
Coding region: 105-614 (169 amino acids)
Biological process (GO): translation
Cellular component (GO): ribosome; small ribosomal subunit; mitochondrion
Molecular function (GO): RNA binding; structural constituent of ribosome
Source: RefSeq, a predicted model, not a curated record